Molecule: messenger RNA, 1565 nt
Organism: Syzygium oleosum
Lineage: Eukaryota; Viridiplantae; Streptophyta; Magnoliopsida; Myrtales; Myrtaceae
Product: tubulin alpha chain
Exons: 4
Coding region: 83-1435 (450 amino acids)
Biological process (GO): mitotic cell cycle; microtubule cytoskeleton organization
Cellular component (GO): cytoplasm; microtubule
Molecular function (GO): structural constituent of cytoskeleton; GTP binding
Source: RefSeq, a predicted model, not a curated record
GCUUCCCCCUCCUCUCCCCCCUUCCCCUCCGCCUUCGUCGUCCGAUUCCCGGCCCAUUCUCGAUCCCUUCCUCCCGGCGAAGAUGAGGGAGUGCAUCUCGAUCCACAUCGGUCAGGCCGGCAUCCAGGUCGGGAACGCCUGCUGGGAGCUCUACUGCCUCGAGCACGGCAUCCAGCCUGAUGGCCAGAUGCCGAGUGACAAGACUGUUGGCGGAGGUGAUGAUGCCUUCAACACCUUUUUCAGCGAAACUGGUGCUGGGAAGCACGUUCCCCGUGCCGUCUUUGUAGAUCUUGAGCCCACCGUCAUCGACGAGGUCAGGACCGGAACCUACCGCCAGCUCUUCCACCCUGAGCAGCUCAUCAGUGGCAAGGAAGAUGCUGCCAACAACUUUGCUCGCGGCCACUACACAAUUGGGAAGGAAAUUGUCGAUCUCUGCUUGGACCGCAUCCGAAAGCUUGCUGACAACUGCACCGGUCUUCAAGGGUUCCUUGUGUUCAACGCUGUUGGUGGAGGCACUGGUUCUGGGCUUGGUUCCCUUUUGCUGGAGCGCCUGUCUGUUGAUUACGGCAAGAAAUCCAAGUUGGGUUUCACCGUCUACCCAUCUCCACAGGUGUCCACAUCUGUUGUGGAGCCCUACAACAGUGUCCUGUCGACCCACUCCCUUCUGGAGCACACCGAUGUUGCUGUGCUUCUGGACAACGAGGCCAUUUACGAUAUCUGCAGGCGCUCCCUUGACAUCGAGCGUCCCACAUACACCAACCUGAACCGUCUUGUUUCUCAGGUGAUUUCCUCCUUGACUGCCUCCCUGAGGUUUGAUGGUGCUCUGAACGUGGAUGUGACUGAGUUCCAGACCAACUUGGUCCCAUACCCCAGAAUCCACUUCAUGCUUUCAUCGUAUGCACCCGUCAUCUCAGCAGAGAAGGCCUACCAUGAGCAACUUUCAGUGGCUGAGAUUACCAACAGCGCAUUCGAGCCAUCCUCCAUGAUGGCCAAGUGUGAUCCUCGCCACGGGAAAUACAUGGCAUGCUGCCUCAUGUACCGUGGUGACGUGGUGCCCAAGGAUGUGAACGCGGCUGUUGCAACCAUCAAGACCAAGCGCACCAUCCAGUUCGUGGACUGGUGCCCUACUGGAUUCAAGUGCGGUAUCAACUACCAGCCACCCACCGUUGUCCCUGGAGGCGACCUUGCCAAGGUCCAGAGGGCCGUGUGCAUGAUCUCCAACUCGACCAGCGUUGCCGAGGUCUUCUCGCGCAUUGACCACAAGUUCGAUCUGAUGUAUGCCAAGCGUGCUUUUGUGCACUGGUACGUCGGUGAGGGCAUGGAGGAAGGAGAGUUCUCUGAGGCUCGGGAGGAUCUCGCCGCCCUUGAGAAGGAUUACGAGGAGGUCGGCGCGGAGUUGGCCGAGGGUGAGGAUGAUGAGGGUGACGAGUAUUAGGGUUGUGUCUGCGCCAUGAUCUCUAUUGGCUGUUGAUGAUGUUGGGUUCCUGUGUGUUUUCCAGAACUGUGGCUUUAAAGACUCUUGCGUGUUCUGUUAUUACUAUGAAGUGAAACUGGUGAUUCGAGUA